AUGACAACCACUUUGCCCACCUUGGCUCCGCCUUCAACGAUCAUAAAACGUCAAGCUUCUCCUACACCUAUCGUCGAGCUUCACGUUACACCUCCAUCUCUGCCCCCACCUCCGGCCCCUCGUCCCGCCAUCAGCCAUGGACACCGCAUCAACAUCCGAACGGACCCGUUCAUCCAGCCACCCUACCUCGCCGAGCCCGUUCCGACCGAAGAUGGCGGAUUCAUCUACUAUUCGUGCCGCCCCGGUGGCCCGCGCCUCUAUGACUAUCUGAUGGUCUUAUCUCUAAAGCCUUAUGGGCUCAUGCGGUGGCAGGUAGAAGAGGCCGAGGCGCAUAUAUUGGGGAGCGAGGGCUUGAGCGAUGUCGGGAAGUGUAUGCAUGCACUUCAUAAUCGAUGGGUGUUCUUGCACGAACUACUGAUGUACGUCGAUCCUGCAAAGUGCAUCGCGGACUUCGUGCACUCUUGGUGGCAUCACAUCUACAACAUGGUGGGACUGAAAGUCCUCACGCAUUAUCUCAGUGAGUUCCAGCACGCGAAACUCAUCACAGUGAGACAAGCAGCCGACAUAUGCUUUCAGUAUCGCGCCGAUGUCAAAGCCGGCACGGCCGAAGAUGGGUCUGUUCUUGCUCCUGAUCGCGCGCGUCAGCCGGACGUAGCAGGGGCUUGA
Molecule: messenger RNA, 666 nt
Organism: Peniophora sp. CBMAI 1063
Lineage: Eukaryota; Fungi; Basidiomycota; Agaricomycetes; Russulales; Peniophoraceae
Source: the annotation of a GenBank genome assembly